AUGUCAACCACUACAACUCUAAUGACCUUUAUGGUCCGCACUCCGCCGACCACCCGUUCAGUUACCCUGUGGGGCUCUUGGGACAACUUCUCGAUGCCUUAUGCCAUGCUGAGGGAUUCACGCAUUGGACCUGAGCAUUGGUCCGGAUGCCACAACUUCUCUAAUAUCAUAUGUGAUGGCAACCUUACAGGCGAACGACAGCCACGAGAGGGCGGCUUGAAGAUGGGCGGCACAUACUGGUACUAUUACAAGCUCGACGACGACCUCGAGUUCCAUAAUUCCGCUGAGCCAUCUACCACUUAUUGUCCAAUGCUGCCUGGUCAGCUUGUCAACGUCUUGAACGUGCCAGUGGCCCUCAGUGGCAACCGCUCGCGCAACGCAAGCAUCAGCUCUACCAGCUCAGAACGCCGUACUAUGAACCCGCAGGAUAAGUUUGUCAACCCAAGGCCAGUCCCGACCCCACAGCUUCCAAGACUGCAAACUUCACCUUCAUUUCAAACUCAAGAUAACUGGCCACUUUUUACACCCUCAUCCUCGACCUCUUCUAGAAGUGGGCGAUCUGCAACUUCUGGACCCGGCAGUGCUUCGACUGCAAGAUUCCGGUCCAAGUCACCCGGGCUUGCCUUGUCAGGUAGCAUCCGCCAGGCCUUCAGGACCCUCAGACCUACAACAUCACGCAGCCCUGAUGGUAGGAGCCCUCGCUCAGGCAUCCGAUCGCCCUCCGCUGGAGGAAGGGAUCAGCAAAACUUGGCAAGCUCUGCAGGCUCUUCGAGGGAUAUCUCUCCCGUUGCGUCGAGACCUAUGCAUAGGCCUCUGCCUCCCGUUGACCAUGAUCUCAUACUCAGGCGGCCAAUGGUGGGUGCUGAACAGACCACAGAUCCAAUCGAGAUGCCGUCUUUCGAGCAGCAUCGGAGACAGCGCUCGAGGUCUCGCGAACCUUCCUCGCUGCGGAACUCGCUAGUCCUGGAGGGCAGCGCUCCUACCGCUCUCGCGCGUGGCCAGCAGCUAGGCCCGUUAAAAGAGGUCGCAUCGACGCAGAACACUCCUGCAGGCCCCAUAACGGCUAUGAAGGCUGAGGAUAGCGGCAUGGCUGAGCCCGUGGACCUUGGAAAGCGCCUGCCCACCCUCCCGAACACCCCUUCUUCCGCAUAUCCGCCGAGCACCAUCUUUAGCGAGUCAAUCGACAUUAAUGCACUGCAAAGUCAUUUUUCAAGUACGACCAUAGAUACUAGUGUGAGUGAGGAUGACAUAGGCACGCCCGAAUCCGCGCGCUUCUCUGGUUGGUCCGAUGCAGCCGUCUCUGCUGGACAUAGCUCGUACCGGACGGAGAGCUUCAUUGAAGACAGACCAAUGAGCACACUGAUGGGUCUGCGUAUCGUGACGCCGACGAAAGAGCAGAUGCAGACUUGUGCAGAGACUGAGACGGAUUUCGAAGACACCCCACAGCAGCCUCCUCCACCAAGAGGAGUGAUCAAACUAGCUACAGCUGUCAGCAGUUCCACUAUGAGCACCUCAUCAACACCUUCCAUGCCUGCAUCGCCUACCGGAUCGGACCAGGAGGAAUUGCUGGAAACUUCUGCUCUCACGGGCCAGCUCGAUGAAUCCCCCGCACGAUUCCAAUACCAGCAUUACCGUCUUCCAGUCGAUGAUUCCAGUUCUGAGAUCACCCUCAAAUCUCCGCUGGCUAAGCGUGAAGCUGUAAUGGAGGUGCCGCGUGCGUUGCCUUUCAGCUCUCAGGUACCGACAUCGAACAGCAGUGCUGCCCCUAUUGCUCACUCAAUUACUAUGCAGGAAUUGAUGGACGAGCUGAGCUAUCUGGGCGAGGCCAUUCACCAGAGGUGA
Molecule: messenger RNA, 1842 nt
Organism: Cyphellophora europaea CBS 101466
Lineage: Eukaryota; Fungi; Ascomycota; Eurotiomycetes; Chaetothyriales; Cyphellophoraceae
Exons: 1
Coding region: 1-1842 (613 amino acids)
Source: RefSeq, a predicted model, not a curated record